AUGGAGUAUAACAAAGAGGAGGCGACGAGAGCUAGAGAGAUCGCAAAGAAGAAGUUUCUAGCAAAUGAUUUGCCGGGCGCCAGGAAGUUCGCGAUGAAGGCUCAGUUCAUGUAUCCAGAACUCGAAGGGAUCGCUCAGAUGGCGGCCACAUUCGACGUUCACGUAUCCGCCAAGAACAUAAUCUACGGGGAGAUAGAUCACUACGGCGUUCUCGGCGUGAAUCCGGAAGCUGACGACGAAACAGUGAGGAGACGUUACAGGAAGCUGGCUGUGUUGCUUCACCCUGACAAGAACAAGUCGGUCGGAGCAGAGGAAGCGUUCAAGUUCCUCUCGCAGGCGUGGGGUGUGUUCUCUGACAAGGCCAAGAGAGCUGACUAUAACAUGAAGAGGAACCUUGGCAUGCACAACAAAGGAAGAGGUGCUUCCACAACGUCGUCGUCAUCACAGAGAGUUGUGAACACAACGAAGCUCAAGACUUCUUCAAAGAGAGGUAUAAAACGGGCGAGUGAAGCGUCUGCGUCUGCGUCUGGUGUUGCUGCUGCGGCUGCUACUUCUACUGCAGCUGCUGGUGGUGGAACGUUUUGGACUGUUUGCCGCACUUGCAAGACACAGUACGAGUAUCAUCGGAUUUACCUGAACCAGAACCUCCUGUGUCCCAACUGUCGGAAGCCGUUCAUAGCUGUGGAAACGGAUCCUCCAGGUUCAGGCUCCAUCCGCAAGACCUUUAACGAGCACCAGUUUGACUCCAUCCGUCAGGCGACAACAGACGGAAGAAAGAAAAGCAGAGACGGUGGUAAUGGUGUGUAUGGUGGCGAGUACGAUUCGUUUGAGUGGAGUGGUGUGUACACUGGAGGAGCCAAGAACCCUACUCAUGCUCCUCCACGGAAAGACGAGGUUGUGCGUAGAGAGUACACCAAAAGAGCGCCUGGUGUCUCGAUGGCUAAUGCUCCCAAGAGAAGAAAGGGUUUGGAGAAUGGAGUUGCUGCUGGUUCCAACACUGCAGGUGGUUUUGCUGCUAAGUCCAACACUGUGAAAGAGCUUUCCGAGGAGGAUAUUAAGAACGUGUUGAAGAAGAAAGUGAAACCUUUAGUCAGAAGAAAGCUGCAAGAGCUAUGCAUGGCAGUUCCUGAAACUGCAAUCGACGAACAUGGAAGGCGAUUGGUAGCCGAGGAUCUCGAUGGUGACAAUGCCGCCAUUGAAUCUUCCUCCGUGGACUCCAUUCUUGAUUCUGACAAGGUUUUAAACUCCUUGGAAGACCUGACGGUGGAUGUUCUUGAGCCGGAUUUCUGCGACUUUGACAAAGACCGAAGCGAGAAGUCGUUUGCUGAUGACGAGAUAUGGGCUUGUUAUGACUCCAUAGAGGGGAUGCCUCGGUCCUAUGUCAUGAUAGAGAAGGUCAUCUCUGUAGAGCCAUUCAAGGUGCGUAUCGUUCGGCUUACGUCAGAGACAAAGAGUGAGCUUAGGUCAACGAGGUGGCUUGGUUUCGGUAUUGCCAAGACUUGUGGAGAUUUCAGAGUUGGUAAAACACAAACCUGCAAGACACCUUACGUUUUCUCACACAGAGUGAAGGUGGGCAAAGGCAGUCAAGGAGAGUUUCUUAUAUAUCCUAGGAAAGGCGAGGUAUGGGCUCUUUACAAGAACUGGUCCCUUGACUGGAACUAUCUCAGGGAAUGCGAAAGGGUCGAGUAUGAUCUUGUGGAAGUUGUUGAGGGAUAUACAGAGGAGUAUGGUGUAUCGGUGGUGCCUUUGGUUAAAGUUGCUGGUUUCAAAUCUGUGUUUCAUCAUCAUUUGGAUGCCAAUGAAGUCAGGAGGAUCUUGAAGGAUGAGAUUUCGAGAUUCUCGCAUCGGAUACCGUCUUACUUGCUCACAGGUCGUGAAGCAACCGAUGCUCCCAGAGGUUGCAGACAGCUUGACCCUGCAGCAACACCAUCAGAGCUUCUUCAGGUUAUCGAUUAUCAUCUUUAA
This is a messenger RNA of Microthlaspi erraticum, 1965 nucleotides long. NCBI's taxonomy places the organism in Eukaryota, Viridiplantae, Streptophyta, Magnoliopsida, Brassicales, Brassicaceae. The record is from the annotation of a GenBank genome assembly.